GUGCGCGGUCCUGACUAUGUCGCGGCUCCAGAUUAGCGACUUCAACACGAUCCGCGCGGCCGUUCUUGCCGAAUCGCCUAAUGCCAAGUUCGACGUCGAGCUGAAUCUGAAUCCCGGCAAGAGUGGGAGCCAAAAGGCCUACCCUGACGCGGACGCCUUGGUUGCACAGAUGACGCAAAUCGACAAUAUUCUCCACCCAAACGGAUGGUGGUUCGACUACUACUCGGCUGCCCAUCGGAAGCGACCAGACUUGAUCGCGGCGAUCAAUGAAUACGCAGCAAACAAGGGGCAGACGGUCGGCGGUAACAUUGGCGGGGGAGCCGAGGGCGAGAGCUGGAUUGUGCCGACUGGAGCCAACGUAGUCGCGUUCGUCGACGGCCCGGACGACUCGACAGGCUUCGGAUACGGGAUCGACAUGGCCAAGUUGAGCGCUACGAAGGCAUAUAUCUCGGAUACAGGGACGGGCACGGUUCUGCUGGGGCAUAUACAUUGCAAUCCGCAGGACGGGCUCUCGUCAGAGCCGUGCGUGUUCAUGCGAGAGUGGAACGCAACCCGUCGCGCCGCUUUCGUCGAAUACUGGAUAUCACAACAGAGCGUGCUGGGGUACACGGCCAUGUGGCCAGUGUUCUUCCCCCUGUGUCCCGGAACAGUGGCGUAUGAUGCGACCAGUGAUUUCUUGGCGCCUGGUUCUCUUUCGGCUGGCGUGCCAGCUGCGAAUGGCACCGUUUAUGACUAUAUGCGUGGUCUGGCACUCGGCGGAGAAGCAGGGCCAGCGGUGACGGUCGUGGCAACAUCAAGGUCUGCAACGGUCUCAGCUCCAGAGGCAUCAACAGGGUCUUCUGCAACAUCUUCUACACAACCAACGUCGAGCGCAUCGCCACUAGAGACACAAUCGCUGACAGAAUCUUCCAGUACACAACACACCCUCUCGCCAAUCGAUUCAACGACAGGCCCGACAUCGGAAACAACAACCCCAUCCUCAUCCAGAAUGACAUCGCAACAAACAGCAAUUUCGACGAGCCAUGAACCGUCACAGUCAUCCACCGCACCCAACACGGAGGGAGCUACACAACCAGCGACGCCAUCGCAGACAGAAGCCUCAACACCAUCGGAGACAGAAGACUCAUCUCAGACCGAAGUAUCAUCAGCAUCUCAAACAGGAGCCUCAUCAUCAUCGCAGACUGCGACUGGGAGCAAUGCAGACCGGAACACGUACGAGCGGUCUCUUAUGGCAUUUGUCCCAUUUUACGUGGCUGCCAUAGUUAUGGGACAGAUUCGUGUAUAGUGUUUAGAGCGUGUUAGUCACUAGCCUCAAGCCUUUGGAAAUACCAACAGCGACAUGCGCCAUGUGCA
Molecule: messenger RNA, 1353 nt
Organism: Microdochium trichocladiopsis
Lineage: Eukaryota; Fungi; Ascomycota; Sordariomycetes; Xylariales; Microdochiaceae
Exons: 1
Coding region: 17-1285 (422 amino acids)
Source: RefSeq, a predicted model, not a curated record